AUGCCCGGGGGGAAGCGCGGCCUCGUGGCGCCUCAGAACACCUUCCUGGAGAACAUCGUGCGGCGCUCCAGCGAAACGAGUUUCCUGCUGGGGAACGCUCAGAUCGUGGAGUGGCCGGUGGUCUACAGUAAUGACGGCUUCUGCAAACUCUCAGGAUACCACAGAGCAGAGGUCAUGCAGAAGAGCAGCACAUGCAGUUUUAUGUAUGGUGAGCUGACCGAUAAGAAGACUAUAGAGAAGGUCAGACAGACUUUCGAUAACUAUGAGUCCAACUGUUUCGAAGUUUUGCUCUACAAGAAGAACAGAACCCCGGUGUGGUUCUACAUGCAGAUCGCACCAAUCAGGAACGAGAACGACAAGGUGGUGCUCUUCCUGUGCACGUUCAAAGACAUCACUGCUUUCAAACAGCCCAUCGAGGAUGAGAGCACCCGAGGUUGGACCAAGUUUGCGCGGCUGACCCGUGCCCUGACCAACAGCAGGAGUACCAUCCAGCAGCUGACUCCUGUGAACAAGACAGACGUUAGCUCACAUAAACACUCACGACUAGCAGAGGUGUUCCAGCUGGGUUCAGACAUUCUGCCUCAGUACAAGCAGGAGGCUCCCAAGACCCCCCCUCACAUCAUCCUACACUACUGCACCUUCAAGACCACCUGGGACUGGGUCAUCCUCAUCCUCACCUUCUACACAGCCAUCAUGGUGCCCUACAAUGUCUCCUUCAAGACCAAGCAGAACAACGUCACCUGGCUGGUGCUGGACAGCGUGGUGGACGUCAUCUUCCUGGUGGACAUUGUGCUGAACUUCCACACCACAUUCGUGGGGCCUGGAGGCGAGGUGAUCUCCGACCCCAAGCUGAUUCGGAUGAACUAUCUGAAGACCUGGUUUGUCAUAGACCUGCUGUCGUGCUUGCCCUACGACAUCAUCAAUGCUUUCGAAAACGUGGACGAGGGGAUUAGCAGUUUGUUUAGCUCCCUGAAGGUGGUGCGGCUGCUGCGGUUGGGGCGUGUGGCACGGAAACUGGACCAUUAUCUGGAAUACGGUGCUGCUGUUUUGGUCUUACUGGUGUGUGUGUUUGGGCUGGUGGCUCAUUGGCUAGCCUGUAUCUGGUACAGCAUCGGAGACUACGAAGUCAUUGAUGAGCUCACAAACACCAUCAAGACAGACAGCUGGCUCUACCAGUUAGCAACUAGCAUCGGCUCCCCUUACCGCUACAAUGCUAGCGGCUCUGGACAAUGGGAAGGCGGCCCUGGGAAAGACUCUCUUUACAUUACGUCUCUCUACUUCACCAUGACAAGUCUGACCACCAUUGGAUUUGGGAACAUCGCACCGACCACUGAUGGAGAGAAGAUCUUCUCGGUGGCCAUGAUGAUGGUGGGAUCUCUUCUCUACGCCACCAUCUUCGGUAACGUGACCACCAUCUUCCAGCAGAUGUACGCGAACACAAACCGCUACCACGAAAUGCUGAACAAUGUGAGGGACUUCCUGAAGCUCUACCAGGUGCCCAAGGGCCUGAGCGAACGAGUGAUGGACUAUAUCGUCUCCACCUGGUCCAUGACCAAGGGCAUCGACACUGAGAAGGUGCUGUCCAUAUGUCCUAAGGACAUGCGUGCGGACAUCUGCGUUCACCUGAACAGGAAGGUGUUCAACGAGCACCCUGCGUUCAGGCUGGCCAGCGACGGCUGCCUGCGCUCUUUGGCCGUGGAGUUUCAAACCAUCCACUCGGCACCCGGUGACCUCAUAUUCCACGCCGGGGAGAGCGUGGACACACUCUGCUUUGUGGUGUCAGGGUCACUAGAGGUCAUCCAGGAUGAUGAAGUCAUCGCCAUACUCGGUAAAGGGGACGUUUUUGGCGAUGUUUUCUGGAAGGAGACGACGCUAGCUCAUGCCUGCGCUAACGUCAGAGCGCUAACCUACUGUGAUCUCCACAUCAUUCGGAGAGAGGCUCUGCUGAAAGUGCUGGACUUCUACACAGCCUUUGCCAACUCCUUCUCGCGCAACCUCAUCCUCACCUGCAACCUGCGCAAACGGAUAAUCUUCCGUAAGAUCAGUGAUGUCAAGAAGGAGGAAGAGGAACGCCAGCGCGCAAAGAACGAGGUCCCGCUGACCAUCCCCGUGGACCACCCGGUCAGAAAACUCUUUCAGAAGUUCAAGCAGCAAAAAGAGCUUCGCAACCAGGAGGCAUCAGCACAGCAUGACCUUGAGAAGAACCAGCAGCACCUUCACACUCACCUCCAACACACGCAGCUACAGCAACCGCACACGACCAUUACCCAGAACACGCUCCAUUCGGUCCAGAAUGGAGCGGCUAGCACUGGUUGCUGUAGCGGCGUAGUCACUAUAUCCCAGAUCACACCCAUCCAGAACUCUUUGUCCUUGUCCAAACCUGUCGACCCUGUCAAGCAGAACAACAGUGAUAUCUUGGAUCUUAAGCCUUCUGGUGACCAGACCCCAAGCACAACCCGCUUGAAGGUGAGCAACGCUGCCCGGGCCAAACCGGCAGGGACAGCCCGUGGCUGGAUGAGGCUGAAAAACAACAUGGCCCCCCCAGGGUCACCACCGGAGGAUGGUGGAAAAGAAGGACGGAAUAAUGUCAUCAAAGCCGUGUCCAUGGAGCGCCUCUCGCCAGAGGUCAAAGUCCAGAUAGAAGGUGUCAUUGAAGUCAGCGGUUCCAGAAAGAACUCCCUCCGCAAAACGGACUCAUGGGACAGCGGGCUGACCCACAGUGAUCAGAGACUGGACCACAUGGGAGAAGUGCAGAGUCCCGUAUCUGGAGUAGAGGGACCAGGACAAGAGCUUUCGUUCCAAGCAGCGUUGCAGGAGGCCAGGGCAGAACUGCGGGGGGAGAUCCAGGCCCUCAGUGGAAGGAUGGCUGUUUUGGAGGAACAGGUGGGACAGAUUCUCAGACUGCUGUCCGGAAAGAGUGACCCACCAGUCCGGACGUCUACCCCCAGAACAUACAGAGACAAGCUCAAAGCACAAGACAUUUUUACAGUCUCCACACCUGGUAGCCCUGACUCAGACAAGGAGGAUGGGUCAGUCUGA
Molecule: messenger RNA, 3039 nt
Organism: Colossoma macropomum (tambaqui)
Lineage: Eukaryota; Metazoa; Chordata; Actinopteri; Characiformes; Serrasalmidae
Gene: kcnh5b
Product: potassium voltage-gated channel, subfamily H (eag-related), member 5b
Exons: 11
Coding region: 1-3039 (1012 amino acids)
Biological process (GO): potassium ion transmembrane transport; regulation of membrane potential
Cellular component (GO): membrane
Molecular function (GO): voltage-gated potassium channel activity
Source: RefSeq, a predicted model, not a curated record